This is a messenger RNA of Ogataea haglerorum, 1467 nucleotides long. RefSeq lists its product as uncharacterized. The transcript has a single exon. Gene Ontology annotation, cellular component: catalytic step 2 spliceosome. The record is from RefSeq and is a predicted model, not a curated record. NCBI's taxonomy places the organism in Eukaryota, Fungi, Ascomycota, Pichiomycetes, Pichiales, Pichiaceae. Gene Ontology annotation, molecular function: protein binding; mRNA binding. Gene Ontology annotation, biological process: mRNA splicing, via spliceosome. Bases 1 to 1467 code for a protein of 488 amino acids.
AUGUCUCUGCUAGGAUACGCCAGUGACUCUGACGACGAUGCCAACUUGCAAUUGAGGCUUGCCUACGCACCUGCUAUAGAGAGCCGAAAGGAACCAGAAACUCAGAAACCAAACGGAAAACGGACAGUCACAGGUUUUAUUGAGACAGAAAUGAUGGACAGCUUACAGUUCCAGAGAAAUAAAAGAUUAUACGAACAGGGCCCACAAGAGCCAGAAAACGGACAAUUCAAGUCCCGCAAACAGCGUGCAAAGGAAUUGAAAAACCGCCGUAAGAGUAAAGGUGAUCCAGGCGAGUUGGACGGAGAAAAUGCGUACAGAGGUCCGUGGGCCAGCUAUAGCGAGAGCGAAGGCGAUGCUGAACUAGAGCCCGAAGAAGCGGAGGCGGCAUCGGAAGCCGCAUCCGGGAGCGAGCCAGAGGAGGAACAGACUGUUGAAGAGACCACCACGUUCUACGGUGGCUCGCAAUAUGACUAUCUCGGGAGAACGUAUAUGCACGUUCCCAACGACGUGGAAACUAACUUACACAAGGAGCCAGGAAGCCAGCGGUGCUACGUGCCGAAAACGAAAAUACACACAUUUGCCGGACACGCGCGAGGUGUCCAAUGUCUGCAGUUCUUUCCUAAUAGUGGCCACUUGCUGCUUACUUGUGGAAACGACUCGUCAAUCAAAUUAUGGGAUGUAUAUCAUAAACGGAAACUGCUCAGAGGAUUCUAUGGACACAUGAAGCCCGUGAAAUGCGUCGCAUUCAAUUCCUCGGGGUCUCACUUUUUGAGUUGCUCGUAUGAUGAAACAGUCAAGCUAUGGAACACAGAGACCGGUGAGUGCGAAUUCAAGACAAAAUUGGAUGGCAUUCCCAACGUUGUCAGAUUCAUCCCCGACAAUGAUAACGAGUUUUUGGUUGGCAUGUCCAAUAAAAGAAUCGACCAUUACGAUAUGACAACUGGCGACGUGAUCCAGUCGUACGAGCACCACACAGACGCGGUCAACAGUAUCGAAUUCAUCAACUAUGGGGAAAAUUUUGUGUCCUCGUCGAGCGACAAGUCGCUGCGAAUCUGGGAGGUCAAAGUCAACAUGCCUGUGAAACUCAUAGCCGACCCCAAACAAUUCUCCAUGCCAUAUUUGAAAGUUCAUCCUAAAGGGUUUGCGUUUGUCGCCCAAUCUUCCGACAACACCAUCCAAACAUUCGCAGCCAGCGCCGAAGAAAAGUUCAAGCGAAACAGAGACAAGACGUUCACUGGUCACAACUCAGCCAAUUACUCCAUCGGAUUACAGUUCACGCCAGACGGGAGAACGCUGAUGAGCGGCGACUCGCACGGAUUUGCAUUCUUUUGGGACUGGAGGUCCACAGAGCUGAUCUCCAAACUCAAGGUCAGCUCCAAGCCGAUAACCUGCAUCGAUUCACAUCCCCAAGAAAGCAGCAUGGUGGCCCUCGCAGGAGCCGACGGGAAGGUGUAUUUGUACAAUUGA